Molecule: messenger RNA, 228 nt
Organism: Paramecium tetraurelia
Lineage: Eukaryota; Ciliophora; Oligohymenophorea; Peniculida; Parameciidae
Exons: 1
Source: RefSeq, a predicted model, not a curated record
AUGCUAGGAUUAGCUCAAAAAAAGUCUCAGUUAUUGUUCAAAGAGUAGAAACCUGUCAUAAAAAAGAUUACCUAACACUUAAAAUUAAAGACUUUAACUUUAAGUAAUUGGAAAUCAAAAGAAUUGACCUCGCGAUUACUCAGUCCAAUCAAAUAUUAGCCACCUUCAGUUAUGGAACCUAAAGGCUAAUUUCUUUUAACCCUAACAUACAAUAAUAAGAAUAUUUGA